Messenger RNA from Trichomonas vaginalis G3, 1440 nucleotides. Its product is annotated as dolichyl-phosphate-mannose-protein mannosyltransferase protein. The transcript has a single exon. Gene Ontology annotation, cellular component: membrane. The record is from RefSeq and is a predicted model, not a curated record. Gene Ontology annotation, biological process: protein O-linked glycosylation via mannose. The coding region runs from base 1 to 1440 and encodes 479 amino acids. Gene Ontology annotation, molecular function: dolichyl-phosphate-mannose-protein mannosyltransferase activity. NCBI's taxonomy places the organism in Eukaryota, Parabasalia, Trichomonadida, Trichomonadidae.
AUGCUGAGAAAUACAGAACCUGUUAAGAUAGAUGUUCAAAACCAAGAACAUUCAACGAAUGAAACUCGGACUAAAAAUGAGUCAAAGAUCGAAGAAGUCCAAGUUGAAGAGGAAGAAAAGGAUUUCUUAGAUUGGAAUGGUUAUGAUGCUUUCUGCCUUUUCGUUUUAGUCAUGGCAGGCAUUUUCUCGAGAUUCUGGAUUAUCCAAUAUCCUCGUCAUUUCACACUAAAUGAAGAAAGACAAGUUACUUACAUAAAUUCAUACCUUAAUGGAUCAUUCUUUAUGCCUUCUCAGCCACCAAUGAGCGAAAUUAUGCUUGCUGGAAUUUCAUCAUUCUCUCAAUACAAGCAAGUUUACAAACCACCAUAUUCAGAACCCAAUUUUACUUUCCCAACAAUGGAAUACGUUGCUCUUCGUAGUCCAUCAGCAUUCUUCUCAGCAACAGUUAUUCCUCUUUCAUUUUUCAUUGUCAGAUUAUUAGGAGGAAGUACAAUUUCUUCAUUCGCCGCUGGUUUAUUCACAAUGUUCGAUUUCACAUUAAUUGGCCUUGCUAGAAACAUUUCUACAGAUGGAUUCAUCCAGUUGUUUGUUGCUUUGGCCAUUUUUGCUACAGCUUUUAUGAGACAUUUCGAAUAUCAGUCAACUUCUUAUCAAAUCUGCUACAUUGCACAGACAGUCUUUGUUGGAUUAUCAUUAGCAUCAGAUUGGAAUUGCAUUGCCAUUCUAAUUUUCGUUUGUUUCUUCAAUUAUUUCACAUUUAAGAAAUUAUCUCCAAUUUUUACUACAACCUUCUUUGCUUUAAUUAUAUUGUAUUUGUCAUUCAUAACACAUGUCAUUUUGCUUCCUCGCGAGUCUUCACAGUCAAUUGGCUUAUCUUUGAAAUAUCAACAGUCUCUUUCUGCUCACGACGCUCCUCUCCACAUCAACCACUUGCAAGUACCUCUUUUCGCACUCGAAAUUAUUCAUAAAUCCUUCAGACUCCACUUAAGAAGAUCUAAUUUCGUCAACUUCCUUUCCUGGCCAAUUAUGGCUUGUCCGUGGAAAGUAUUAUGGACACAGCUUGGCAGAACUGUUGCAAUUUUCGGAAAUGUCCCUGUUUGGUGGUCAAUUUCCGUAUUAGCUUUGAUUCAAGUUCUAAAUAUGCUUUUCGCAAUGCGUAUCAGGAAACAGUCAUCCCUCAUGUACUGCGGCUUCUUUAUUUCAUUGUGUGUAUUCAUUUUCAAGACAUCAGAGAGAGGACUCCCAGAUUUCGAGGUUCCCCUGUUAUUCGGUAUUUGUGGUCUUGCUCUCUCCCUCGAUUCUGAGUUUUCGGAACAGGUAUCGGGUUUCUUAACCGCAUUCCUGAUUGCAUCUUCCGCCUUUGUCUUCAUCCUCUGGGCACCACUUGUUUAUGGAUAUGAGAACUUUAAUAAGCGCUUCACGCCUUACUUUGCGAAAUAA